ACCCGUCCGCCCAUGCAGGGGUACAUAAUAGACGAUACCCCAGAUAGUGUUCACGUGGGUCCGUCUCGUCAUCAUCCCAACAACGAUGAGAUACGCAACUCCAACAACCUUCAAGGCAAAAUUUUAUUUUUCAUCAUACCGUAGUCUCGCAGUUGCUGCAGUACAGGACAAAGGGGCAUAUGUUGCUCCGCCACCGCCGCCACUGAGGGUUCAUUCAGAACGUAUCCAGAAACUUAAAUGUCAUUGCACUACAUAGAGAGCCAUUAUCUCAUCACUGUAUGGGCAGGUAAUAUAGGGGAUGCAUGACCUGAGGCGAAACACGGUCACCCAG
Suillus subaureus is the source of this 331-nucleotide messenger RNA. RefSeq lists its product as uncharacterized. The record is from RefSeq and is a predicted model, not a curated record. Bases 86 to 256 code for a protein of 56 amino acids. The transcript has 3 exons. Lineage: Eukaryota; Fungi; Basidiomycota; Agaricomycetes; Boletales; Suillaceae.